GAAGCAAGUUAGUAGCAACGCGAGCUUCUGAGAAGUAGCGCCGUGCGUCGACGACCAACGUUUUGCCACCAAAAAAAAGCUUGAAGUUGGGGUGGAAAUCAAAGGCAUUUUCUCGUCUCACCCCUGAUUACGGGUGUGCGUAAUAGAGAGGAAAUUAAAAAUAAAGUCUACGCAAAUAACCUCGACUACUAAGAAGUGUGUACUCGUAGUGUUUUUUGUGGUGGUAACGGUGAAAGAAAGUGUCGCCUGAAGGCUUAGCGUGUGUGAUAGCCCUAACUGUUUUGGACACAGAAACAACACGAGGCAAACAACUCUACAUCAGGACACGACCAUAGAGUUGGACUCUGCCGCCAUCUGAAAAAAAAAGCGAGUGUGGCGCAAAACGAGGGGUGGAAAGCUGCUGCUGUUUACGGGGGGAACGAAUGGAUUGGCGUAUGGUGGGAGAGUGCAAUUGCUAAGUGAAAAUGAAAGUAGUUUGACAUUCAAGAGCCACGUUGCGUCUAGAAACUUGAGAAAAAACAAGCCAAAUUUGGAAGAAGAAAGAGAAAAAAAAAACAUUUGUUUAUUAUGGAGACACUAACGGUGACGGUGGACAAGGAGUUUGGCAGCGCCAUGGGUGCCCUGUUCCACCAAAUCAUCACCGACAUGAAGGUUGGCGCUCCACUCUGGGAAGAUUUCUUAUCGAAAGCCUCAAAACUUCACACAGCGCUCAAAUCGACGUUAUCAGUCAUUGCCGCCUAUUUGGAUGCCUUUCAGAAGAUUGCCGACUCGGCUACCAACGCUAAAGGAGCCACCAAAGAUAUCGGCACGGUCCUCACACGAAUCUGCCUGCGCCACAAAGCCGUCGAAGCCCGUCUUAAAACAUUCACCAGCGCCCUGAUGGAGUGUCUUGUUCUUCCAUUACACGACAAAUUGGAAGAAUGGAAGAAGAUGGUGGUGAAUCUUGACAAGGAGCACUCCAAAGAGUACAAGAAAGUGAGAGCGGAUAUUAAGAAGAGGACGGCCGAGGCUCAGCGAUGGCAAAAGAAAGCUAAAAAGAUCCGCAGCGGAAUGGCUGGAGGAGGCAGUCACGCAACUGGAAUGAUGGCCCAACAAAUGAACCCCACCGGUGCCAAUGACCGCCAAUUGAACGCUGCCAAUCAGGAGCUUCUCCGUGCAGCUGAUGCCGCUCAAAUCGACCUCAAUUCACGCCUUGCCCUUCUCCAGGAAACGGAAAAGCAAGCGCUGAAAUCAGCUCUGGUAGAAGAACGGAGUCGUUAUUGCCUCUUUGUCGCUUGUCUCAAGCCCGUCAUGAGCGAAGAAAUGUCGAUGAUGGCCGAAUUGAGUCACCUGGAGGAGAUCAUUACCCAACUGGACAAGCAUACAGCUGAUCCCUUCUCGCUGCCAUCAUCCACUGAACAAAUGAUUUCCGAAUUAAAAGGCACGACGGACCACAAUCACUGGGCUCUGCAGACGCCACCGAGUAGUCCCAGCUCGUUGGGAUCGAGAAAGUCUUCCAUGUGCAGUUUGGGCUCGAUUCACAGCUCAUCCAGCGGAAGCGUCGCUUCUCAUUCCCAAAAUCACCAAUUAAUGAAUUCGCCUAGUCAUGCAAUGCAGCAACAACAGCAACAUAUCCGGCACCGAUCGCUGUCUCAAGUGGCCGGAGUCAACGCCGGAGUGAGACUGUCUAGCGUUUCUUCACAGGAUUCCGGUUUCACUUCUCAAGACACGCUGGUUCUCUACAGACCCAAUUCAUCUCCGCCAUCGAAUCAAUUGUUGGCCCAAGAGGUGGAACUCGUGUCUUCGAGCAAUUCCAGUGGAGAGUGUUCGAGUUCCAACAGCAACUCGAGCACGCCCUGCACGCCCUACCCGCCCGGCAUGGGUUCUACCUGGCCUAACCUUCAAGAAACGGUCCAAUACGAUAGACAAGCGAGCAAUAGUACGGUAAUGAUCAAUGAAAGACCUCACACUAUUUCAACGGCUUACGAGAAAGGACAUCAUCAACGAGCUGCUCUGUCCGUCUACACAUUCCAACCGCUGGAACAAUACUCUUCAUCGUCGUCGACCACUGGCCAAAGUUCGUGCACCAGCAGCACGGAUAAAUUCGAUCGGGCUAAUAAUUCGACACCGACCGAAUCGCCGGAAUACGAGACGUUGAGACGAUGUCGCGAAUUAAAGACCGACGGCGGCAACAACGGAAGCCAAGAGAGUCUGGGAACGACGACAGGCACCGCGGGCAGGCCGCCGCUACCGCAACGUUGCUCGUCUCUGGAACGUCCUGUCGUGCCGCCGCCGGGUAAAACAAAAUCGGAGAAAGUCAACAAGAAAAACUCUUUAGUUUUACAGCAACAGACGGACAAUCAACAGCCCGCAUCCUCAAUCUUGCCCGAUUUUCAUCAAGCAGCGCCUGAUAUGAUUGUCCCUCAACCAGUUUAUAUGAACGCCAGUGAACUGCGACAACAGGCGGCCGCCAUGAAUGGAGACGAUCCCGCUUCUCACGCCAUCUAUACAUCGUUGGCUUCGUGCACCGUUUACGAGGAUGGUCAAGCAUGUUCGUGUCAUGGCCCAUCAAGAGACUCGAUGUGGCGCCAUCAACCUCAGCAUCACAAUCAAACCUUUCCUCCUCCUCCUCCUCCUCCGGCUUGUAGUUCGAGGCCACUUUUGCGCAGACCGGCCUCGUUUUCAGGCUACGUCGAUCAGGGAUCGAUGGCCGGAUCGGAUUGGAAUGCCAGGGGUAGUGUGCGCAUGUCAACAAUGAAACGGACGUCCAUCCCAUCGUUUGCUACCCUCCAUGAAGUCAGCAAUGUCGACGAAGCUCAUCACACCGACGACGUUAACCUGGUUCCGCCCCUUCCGGAAGUGAAUGUGGUGGCGCCUUCGUCGGUCGACGAGAUUGAUUUGGCCGCUUUACCUCCUCCGCCGGAUUUCCUACUAGAAACGGCCGAGGAAGAUGUCAGCCCUGCGCCAGUCCCGAAAGAGGCCAUCAUUCCAGAGCGUUCCUUGAGCGUGGCGGAUGCCGUCAAAACGUUGAACGAAAUACGUCAUCAACCGGCUAGUCCGGGUGUGGUCCGUCGAGCUCAGUCGAUGCGAGCAACAACCGAUUCAUCAUCGACGUUGAUGCACGGCCGUGGCCAUCAUCCGCCGACCGUAUUGGCUAAAACGCUGGGCACCACGCCCAAGGCCCAACGGCAUUUGGAUCAGCACCACGCCCAUCAUACGUUUACGUUGACUAAGAAUUUGAUGGCCAAAGCGACGCCGGUCAAUCACAACAAGACGCUGCCCAAACAGAUGCCCAGUCAUCCUACCGAUGUCGGUGGUCAGAGUAAAGUCGUUUCAGGCUUGUUGUCAAAGUCCAGUUUUGUCCAUCAACUGAAUGCGAAAUUAGCGCAACAGCAACAUGGGCAUUCGCCAGGUGGCCAAGCGGAAUCCGCUUCGCACGGACAGCGCAACAGUCGCAAUCAUCACGAUGGCCAACAACAUCAACAGUCAAACGAUCACCAUCGCGAAUCGUUGAUGGAUCAAAUACGACGCGGCACUUCACUCCGCCGUGCUCGAUCCACUUCCGAUCGGUCCUCUCCCCACUUCAAACAUUGAACUCUGUUUAUUUUUUUUUUAGCGAGGAUUCCUUCUAUUUCCGUGCGGAUAUUGGAAGACGUUUGUGUAACAGGCAGCACAGUCAGGGAUUUACCAAGUGCCACUAGAGCCCCCGAACUUUCUUUUUCUUCCUACACCCACAAUAAAUUUUGAAAAGAGAAAACUUAAAAAAAAAAUAAUAAUAAUUUUGUAUCCUGCCCUUUCCAACUUUGAUUUUUUUUUUUUAGUUUAAAUUGAUUUAUUAUUAUUUAACUCUCGUAGAGACCUACACCUUCCUGCACGAUUUGUUUAUCUCUUUUUCGUUUUUUUUUUAAAUAACUCUUCGUUUGCAUUCAGUUGUGGAUGUUGUUUGUGUACACAGAAGAGAUGCCGCUGUCUUUAAUCGAUAUGUUAUGAUUUUCUUUAAUCGAAAAAGAAGUUUGGAAAUUCCCUUUGUUCUUUUUACUUGUAAUUGUAGAUUUUCUUUUCUCUCUCGUGUUCGUGGUGUACCAAAGUCUCGUCCUAUUUACUAUGAUACUACUGCCUCCCUAUAUUCUCCUCAUCAUCAUAUCUCUUAAUUCUACAACAACAACAACAAAAAAACAUUCUGAAAUUGGCUAGAAAUUUACGUUUUUUUUUUAAAUUUUUAUUUAAUCAGUCAUGGACGUUUUUUCUUUAUCCCUGUCAUUUUCUUUAGGUUCUGUGGCAAAAACAGGUGCGGUGUUAAUUAAUUUAAUAACUUCAAUUUCGGUUCUGCCCGCAAGAAUUUGCGCAUUUACCCCAAAAAAAUAGACUUUUAACAAAUUAUUCUCCAAUUUUUGCAUAUGUUGUAUAACCCUGAUCGUUUCCCACUUUAGUUUCACAACACGAGAAAAAAAAAAAACUAAACAAAAUACAUUGUUUUAUGACAAA
Molecule: messenger RNA, 4464 nt
Organism: Daphnia magna
Lineage: Eukaryota; Metazoa; Arthropoda; Branchiopoda; Diplostraca; Daphniidae
Gene: mim
Exons: 18
Coding region: 568-3573 (1001 amino acids)
Biological process (GO): plasma membrane organization; cell projection assembly
Cellular component (GO): actin cytoskeleton; cytoplasmic side of plasma membrane
Molecular function (GO): phospholipid binding; actin binding
Source: RefSeq, a predicted model, not a curated record